Dentiscutata erythropus is the source of this 1133-nucleotide messenger RNA. The record is from the annotation of a GenBank genome assembly. NCBI's taxonomy places the organism in Eukaryota, Fungi, Glomeromycota, Glomeromycetes, Diversisporales, Gigasporaceae.
AUGAGUGAAAAAGUUAAAGCUGCUGUAGUACCAGCAAAAGGCGCUGAACUAGAAAUCCAAUUGGUUGAUAAACCUGUUCCAAAAUCAUACGUUUAUGAUGAAUCCUCUGGAGAAAGAGGCGAAUUACUUGUCAAGGUCAAAGCUAUUGCUUUGAAUCCUAUUGAUUGUAUUCAAGUAGAAUCGGGAUUACUGGUUGAUGGAUAUCCUGCAAUUCUCGGUUGUGAUGUUGCCGGUAUCGUAGAAGCUGUUGGUGAGGGUAUUACUGAGUUUUCUCCAGGUGAUGAAAUUUUUGGGUGUAGCAAGAUGGGACUUCCCGGUCAUUACGGUGCAUUUGCCGAGUAUACUUUACUUGAUGCAUCAACUACUUUCAAGAAACCACCACACAUUACUUUCGAAGAAGCUGCAACUUUUCCCGUUGGUUCGCUUACAGCGGGGCUUGGCUUAUUCGAUUCAUUAAAAUUACCACCUCCUUCUGAAGGAAUCAGUCGGUUCCAAGAAGAAUUUAUCUUGAUUUGGGGUGGUGCUUCUUCCGUUGGCUCAAAUGCCAUUCAGCUUGCGGUUAAUUCAGGACUCACAGUUAUUACAACCGCAUCGCCUAAAAACCAUCAAUAUCUUAGAGAAAUAGGCGCAGCUUACACUUUUGACUACAAUGCUCCUGACGUAAUUGAUCAAAUCAAAGAAGCCAGUCAAAAUCGAUUGAAAUAUGUCUUUGAUACUGUUGGCAGUAAAACCGCUUCUUUAGGUGCAAAAGCUUUAAGUAAAAAUGGUAAAAUUGUAUGUAUCAAUUUUGAGCCUGUAGAGACAAGAGAAGAUGUUGAAGUUACACGAGUAGCCCUUGCUUCUGCAUAUAGACGUCCUAAUGAUUACCUUAAAGUUACCAAUAGAGUUUUAAAGGAGGUUGAAGCUUUGUUGUUUCAGGAAAGACUUAGACCAUCUAAUGUUUCCAUUUUGCAAGGUGGAAUUGAUGGUCUUCCUCUAGCACUGGAAAAAAUGAAAAAAGGAAAUAACAGUCAUCGCAAGCUACAGUAUUUGCACGAAGCGGAAAGACAAAGAAUUAUUUUUCAUAUUGCUUAUUCAAUUGUCAUAUCGAUGAGUGACAAAAAAGGUGGUUGGCAUUAUUUCAUGAAAAUAUG